Molecule: messenger RNA, 1855 nt
Organism: Neocloeon triangulifer
Lineage: Eukaryota; Metazoa; Arthropoda; Insecta; Ephemeroptera; Baetidae
Gene: dmrt99B
Product: doublesex and mab-3 related transcription factor 3, truncated
Exons: 4
Coding region: 18-1430 (470 amino acids)
Biological process (GO): sex differentiation; regulation of transcription by RNA polymerase II
Cellular component (GO): nucleus
Molecular function (GO): DNA-binding transcription factor activity, RNA polymerase II-specific; RNA polymerase II cis-regulatory region sequence-specific DNA binding; protein binding
Source: RefSeq, a predicted model, not a curated record
CGACAGCCGCCUCCUCCAUGGACCUGAACUCGAACCGCGACGCGCUGGCCCUGAUGUCGCAGCACUCGGUGCUGGGCGGCCUGCCGCCGGCCGCCUUUUUCCUGCGGGCCACCGAGCGCUACCAACGCACGCCCAAGUGCGCUCGGUGCCGCAACCACGGGGUCGUGUCGGCCCUCAAGGGCCACAAGCGCUACUGCCGCUGGCGGGACUGUGUCUGCGCCAAAUGCACGCUGAUUGCGGAACGGCAGCGCGUGAUGGCGGCCCAGGUGGCCCUCCGCAGGCAGCAGGCGCAGGAGGAGAACGAGGCGCGCGAGCUCGGCCUCCUCUACCCGCAGCAGCCGCCGCCGCCGCCGAGCACCCCCAGCCCUGGGGAGUCCACCGGCGCGCCCUCCGCCGCCCCCGCGAGCAACGCCUUCCCCGGCGACCUGCGACGCUCGCCGCCCUCGCCGCCGGUGUCCUCCUGCAGUGGAGACUCGAAGAAAAGGGCGCGUAUUUCGAGCGAACGCAAUUCCGCAGAGAGAAAUUUGACCGAGGAAAAUGAAUCCGACGAGGAACAGGGCGCCAACUUGCUGCGGGCAGUUAGUGACCGCGAGUCACCUAUGUUGAGCAGCAAAUCUUCAAAAAUGCUAGCAGUUAGCGCAGGGGAGUCGGAAGAUUCUUCGGGAGGACCAGAAAAUGCAUCGCCUGCUCGAAAUACAGGUCGGGAGUCGAGAAGCGCGUCACCGGAAAAUUUGUGUUUGCCUAAAAACAGUGGUCCGAGGGCCAGUCCGCCGUACCCUGCAUCCCCUGGCAAGGCUGUCGCCCCUCAAACCACUGGAUUUCCUUCGCCAAGCGCAAUCCAGCAACAGCAGUUCACGGCCAUGUUCCAACAGCAUCAGCAACACUACCAGCGUUCACCAAUCGACAUUUUGCUGCGCGUUUUUCCGAACCGUCGGCGCUCAGAGGUCGAAGUGGUCCUGCAGCGCUGCAAGGGCGAUAUCUUGCAGGCCAUUGAACUGCUCACUUGUAGCAGUGUGGCGGCCAACGCGGCGGCCACGGCCGCCGACCUCCUUCACCCCGCAGUUGCCCCCACCUCUCCCUUCCACGAAGAACUCAAAUCCGCUUUCUCCCCGCUCGCAUUUCCGGCCGGACUGGCGGCCAUAGCGGCCGCGGCCUCUGGAUCCCCAGGCGGCCACCACCGCUACGGAGCGGCCAACGCGAGCAGUCGCCGCUUUCUGGCCGCCCCGUACUCGGGCACCGGCUACCUUCCGACCAUCAUCCGACCCCCUCCCGACUUUUCGGCGUACGCGGCCAGCAUCGGCCUCAGCAACGGGACGCCGUCGCCGCAACAUUCGGUCAUCGACUACUUCAACAUUGAUUCGGUCAGUGCCAAGGCGGCCGCUUCGCCCGCGUCCAACGCAGGCUCUGACAAAACUUCGUACUCAGAUUAGUAAAAUUAUAUCAUGUGUGGUUAAUGACUGCACGCAAACUUUACUUAAUUUUACUGUCAAUUUUCAAGUCUUAAAAUGAUAUUAUUAAUUAUAUUAUUUUUGCUCAAUGUCUGAAAUAUUGGUUUAUUUAUGUUCAUUGCAUUUACACAAAUAUUUUACGUUAUUUUUCCUGCAGAAUUGCGACAUUUUUGUUUCAAAUUUAGAUAGAAAUAAAGAUGAAUGUUCUCAUUACUGAUAUCAAUAAAUGUAAAAAAGAAAAAUACAAAAAUUUGAAGUUAAAUGUUUACAAGAGAUGAAAUCUCUUACAUAUAAAAAAAUAGGUUUCCAUGUCACAAAAAACAGUUAGUGGUAAAGUAAAAUGGCGUAGCGAAAUGUAAAUGUGCUGCUGUGUAAAUAUAACAGAGUCUAUAAAAUAUAAAAUCGGA